This is a messenger RNA of Closterium sp. Naga37s-1, 660 nucleotides long. The record is from the annotation of a GenBank genome assembly. NCBI's taxonomy places the organism in Eukaryota, Viridiplantae, Streptophyta, Zygnematophyceae, Desmidiales, Closteriaceae.
AUGGCCCCGUCGCCCCUAGCCAUGGCCCCUCGCGACCUGCCGCCCCUAACCGCAGCCCCGGUGCCCUGUUGCGCCAUGCAGUGGGGGGGAGGGUAUGGGGGUGGCGGGUGUGGCCAACCUGCUGUCGCCCGAGCGGCUCCUGCACCGCCCCUUCUCCUACCUCCCCCUGCUGCGGGUGCAGCAGUGGGGGGGAAGCGAUCUGCCAUCCCCCUGCUGCGGAUGCGGCAGUUGGGGGAGGGGACCUGCAGCACCAGCCCCCCCCCCCCCCCCCCCCCCCCCCCCUUCUCCUCCAUCUCUCUGCUGCGGGUGCAUCAGUGGGGGGGAGGGUAUGGGGGUGGCGGGUGUGGCCAACCUGCUGUCGCCCGAGCGGCUCCUGCACCGCCCCUUCUCCUACCUCCCCCUGCUGCGAGUGCAGCAGUGGGGGGGGAGGGGAUCUGCGGCACCAGCCCCCCCCCGCCCCCCCCCCCCUUUUCUCCUCCAACCCUGCUGCGGCCCUUGCUGCUGCCCUGCGCGCCCCGCGCGCCCUGCCGCCCUGCUGCCCUGCUGCCCUGUGCGCCCCGCGCGCCCUGCAGCCCUGUGCGCCCCGCGCGCCCUGCUGCCCUGCUGCCCUGUGCGCCCCGUGCAGCAGUGGGGGAGGGUAUGGGGGUGGCGGGUGUGUGA